CACACAGAAACCCUUUGUAUAAGAACAUCUUAUUAAAUAACAAUAGUACAGAAAUGUUAAAUAAGUUGAAAUACUCAAGGGCCUUCCUGCUCCCAUCUUUCCUUUAUCUCCAUGUUUGAUUUUCAUGUCGCAGCUUCCUUUUGCUCUGCUGGCUGCUCUGCCUUUGUAAAAAACAAAAAAACAAAAACAACAACAACAUGGCAGAUUGAACUGAUUGCUUAUGCUUUAGGGAUUUUUUUCAGUAAAUUUUAUAUCUAAUGUCCUUUUUUAUAAUGGUUAAAAAAAAUAUAUGCUGUGGUCAACGAGCUCACUUUUGGCGCCGAUUGACUUGUUCGCACUCCAGGCCAGUAGAGGGCGAACGGCUCCAAGCUGGUUUGCUAACUACCAAUCAAAGCAACAGGAGAAGAAGAGAACCCGGACGGUACAGUGGCGUCAUUUCAUUGUUCAUUCAUUGGUAUCGAGGCCUACGUCUCUUUAUAGGUGAGCUGGGGGUUUUGGUGUGAAGACGUGACACGACUCUUUAUGUGUGCGAUGUAAAACGAUACACAGAAUUCAUCAUGGUGAAAAUUUUUAUUGGCAACCUUGCCUGCAAUGCCACAGCAGAGGAGCUACGGGAACUCUUCGAGAAGUACGGCAAAGUCACAGAAUGUGACACUGUCAAAAACUACGGCUUUGUACACAUGAGCAACAUGAGCGAGGCAGAGGAGGCCAUCAAAAACCUCCACCAGCACCAGCUGCAUGGCUGGCGCAUGAAUGUGGAAAUGAGCAAAGGGAGGCCUAAGUCCACCACCAAACUGCAUGUCAGCAACCUCGGGGAAGAGGUCACUAGUGACGUUUUGAGGGCCAAGUUUGAAGAGUUUGGCCCAGUGGUGGAGUGUGACAUUGUUAAGGACUAUGCCUUUGUUCACAUGGAGCGAGUCGAGGAUGCAAUGGAAGCCAUCAGUAAGCUGGACAACACAGCCUACAAAGGCAAGCUGAUGAGCGUACAGCUAUCCACCAGUCGGCUUCGCACUGCCCCGGGAAUGGGAAAUCAUAUGGGCUGCUUUGUCUGCGGGAAACACGGCCACUGGUCGAAAGACUGUCCAGUCGCUCGGAACGGUAGCCACAGUGACAGCAUGAGAGGCCGCGGCGCCCGGGCCCCGCCACACGGUCUCCCAAGUUAUGGCAGCUACGGGAUGGCCUCACCUGCAGCAGCUGAUUACAUGGGUGGCUCUGCAUAUAGUCCGGCUAGUUACGUAGGUGGGUUGCCUCCACCUCUUCCCCACAGGCUUAGCGGCUACGCCUCUGAGCCGGGGGAUCGGUACGGCAGCAGAGCACCAGGCUCCUAUGCUGAUAGGUCACCAGCCUUUGAUCGUGACCAUCUCUAUAGCAGCGUCAACUAUUAUGAGAAGUACAGAGCUCAUCCUUUUGGCUCAAGCUAUUUUGAGGAUCGGCGCAUGUCCUACCUUCCCCCUCCCCCACCUUCCUCCAUCUCAAAGCUCUCAUCCAGUGUAGAUCCCUUUGAGCGUCAGGCCCUGCCUCCGCCUCAAGCGCCUGCCGCAUGCUACACAGGUGAGCACACCCCGACCAGACGAGCAGCUGUCCCAUCAGCUGGCUUUGCCUAUGAGCGAACGCAACUGUCGCCUGCCUCUGCCUCCAGGAGCUCAUACACAGCUGCACGACCCAAGGGUCAUUAUGCAUCACGUUAUGCGCCUUACUAAAGCCAGGUCUGUCUGUGAACUGCAAGACUUUUCCUUUGCCGUCACUUCAAGUGUGAUUCCUUCAGUCUGCGUUGAUGUACGGCAAAGAGACUCUGUUUGGAAAAUGGUGUCCGUAUCUUCUAGGCAUCUGAGAUGCCAGUGGCCUGCAGAUGACUCGUCCUUUUCAGCCAUGUUCCCCUAGCUUGUUUUCUGAAGGGGCGAUUAGCAAAUGUCACACUUUGACAUUUUUCUUACUCUGCAGGUUUUCAGCUCGGGUUUUAGCCAAGUCUUUCUUUCUUUACAUGUCUCUCAUCAUUUGUUGCAAAUUGUUCAAAUCGGCAAAUAAUAAUUUUUGGUCUUUCUUUGUCAUUUAGACAUAUUCUUGUUCAGUUAAUACAUGUUUUGUUUUUUGAGAUUGCAUGAAGCAUACCUCAUUCCACAUAAUGGCAUAGGUUACCUGUUGCACAGAAGAAUUGGAUUUUGCCCUUUCACACAUUUGAAAUGUGUGUCAGUAAAAGGAAUUUGGAUAAAGAGAAAAAAGUGUUACAAAUGAUCAUCAUUGCUGCAGCGGGCGGUAACUCUCAAUGUGUAUUUUAUCACAGGUAAAGCCAGUGUGGAAUCGAAUGGUGCAGCGUUUCCCUCUGUAGUGGAUUAAAAGGCUAAAGGCAGCAGCAGGGAAAUGGAUGUGUGUGCAGUCUAGCGUUCAGUUAGCAUUUACAGAGGGAUACUUUGAGUUUAAACCAAAGUUAAGCCUGGAGAUCAUAAACAUUCCAGCUUUUUUCUCAUUUAAAUGUGUCUGUGGGUUCUGCUAUUUGUUCGUUUUCUAAUAAUUGAGGUGUCUGCUGGGCUAAAAUUCUUCAACUAAGUGACACCAAAGUGAGACUGCUAGCUGAUAUGGAUUGUGCAACUGACAAACGGUUUUCUUCCUGAUGAUAGUGGUGCUGACUGCCUGUAGCCAACAACAGAAACGAGCCACGGUGUGUGAGAUCUCUAUUGUAUCCAUGUAACACUGAGUAGGAACAAGUCUGUGGGGGGACGGAGCAGAGCUGUAGAGUUGUGAGGCACGUCCUGUGUACUGUUGAAGGUGCCUUUCCUUGUUUUGCUUAUGAGUGGAUUUGAAGUUUGUAUUUUUCAUACUAGCUGAAAAAAUAUUAAUAUACCUUUUAAAAAAAAUCUGAAGUUAAUGAUUUUUAAUAAAGCCAAAAUUAUUUUGGUCAUGCU
Messenger RNA from Haplochromis burtoni (Burton's mouthbrooder), 2900 nucleotides. Its product is annotated as RNA-binding protein 4.1. The record is from RefSeq and is a predicted model, not a curated record. NCBI's taxonomy places the organism in Eukaryota, Metazoa, Chordata, Actinopteri, Cichliformes, Cichlidae. Bases 558 to 1700 code for a protein of 380 amino acids. Gene Ontology annotation, cellular component: cytosol. Gene Ontology annotation, molecular function: zinc ion binding; mRNA binding. The transcript is spliced from 4 exons.